Drepanopeziza brunnea f. sp. 'multigermtubi' MB_m1 is the source of this 1020-nucleotide messenger RNA. The record is from RefSeq and is a predicted model, not a curated record. NCBI's taxonomy places the organism in Eukaryota, Fungi, Ascomycota, Leotiomycetes, Helotiales, Drepanopezizaceae.
AUGUCGAACAUAAGCGAGAACAAGUACGAAUCGUUACACUGCGAAUCUCGAGCUCCCAGUUUCUCCUCUACAGAAACUUACAGCGAGGCUCUCCAUCCCAUCAACUUCCUCAUCUUACCAUCACGAUAUCCCAAAAUGACAACCACACCACUCCCAACGCCACGAGCCCUCCUAACCUCGCUCCUUAGAACUCUCACAACUCCCCCUCCAAUCCAACAGAACUCCCCUCUCGUCAAGGAACACUGCGAGCCCCUCAGCAAUCCCCUCAAACACCUUUCCCCUUCCCAACGUGCCCUCCUCUCAACCAUGCACGUGCUCUUCACGCCGCCCAUGCUGCUCCAAGCCCUAGACCUCCUGGAUCGCAGACUCGUCUUACGCAUCGUACAGAAAGAAGAGCCCCAAUCGCCCAUUCUUCAAGCGAAAGCGGGUACAGUGCAGGAGGAGCACCCGGAAGCGUUGCAUCUGAGAUCUUCUCCACCGGUACCUGCGCAGCCUGACGACGAGAAUGGAAGUGGGUUCAGGGAUUCGGCGGCUGGGGAUGAGAGGGACUGGAAGGGGAGAGCUGGUUGUGUGUUGUACCAAGUGCGCUCCUCGCAGCCGCCGAAAUCGAGGUUUCGCGAUGCUAGUACAGGGAGUGCUGGUGGUGGAGGAGGAGGAGGCAUGGCGUACAUCGUUCGUCUUCAGGCUUGGAACUGUACCUGUGCUGCUUUCACCUUCUCAAGCUUUCCUCCGUCUUCUGUAUACCCGCAGAAGAAUGCUUGGGAACCGAAUGGUGGUGAUCAGGAUAAGGAUGGGGAAGAGGAAGAGGGAGAGGAAGAGGCAUUAAAAUGGGGUGGGGAAGGAGAAGAGGAAUGGGAGUUUGGGGCUCUGAGUAGAGAUGGGAAGGAUGGUGGACAAGUGCCGGUUUGUAAGCAUGUGCUUGCUUGUGUGCUUGGGGAGAGAUGGGGUUUGCUUGAGGGGUAUGUGAAGGAGAGGGUUGUGAGUAGGGGGGAGAUGGCUGCAUUGGGUAGCGAUGGGUGA